AUGCACGCAAUUUUUGACGCCUUCGGGGAUGGGCGCUCUGUAACUGAGAUUGCUAUAGAGCUAGCUCAGGUCGCUUCCUCCGAGAAGGUCAGCCGGCCUUCUGGUAAAGCUUCUUCUCGAGCUUCCAAGCCGAGCUCUCACAGCACUAAAUCAGCUCAGCCAUCUAGCCGUGGUGGGUUGAGCUCAAAGUCUACUGAACAAGUGGGACAGGGUGCUGCCCAUUCUACUGAGGAGGUGUCAAGGGGAAAGUUUAAGUCCCCUGCUGAAGACAAGGAGACCUCUGGGACGGGGAUGGAGAUCAUCCUCCUAGGGGGUCAAAGUCCAGAGGUUUCUGGUGAAAGUGCCCCUGCCCCUGUGAGGACUGAACCUGAGGGUUCUGAGGGCAUUCCAGCAAAGAUCGGAGGGAAAGGUGUUGCUGCUGACCCGUCAUUGCCUUCUCCUGGCAAUUCUCUAAAGACGCCGGGUAUUACAUCCGAGUCUCCGGCCAGUGCUGUUGCCGACCUUCUUAGGGAGCAAAUGUUUGGUGGAGCCACAGAGGCCUCGGAUCCACGCCUUCUUGCUCUGACCGGCCUUUUAGCCAGCUUUACCAAGGAGCAAGUGACGGGCCUCUUUAUGGAGGUGGAUAUCCGUGAUCGCUCCCUCCGGGAGUCCGUAGAUCGCCGAAUUGAAGAGGCACGUCUGGAGGAGAAUAUAUCUGCCACCAGUGAUGCGAGGGGCAAUUUGGUAGCUGCUCGGGAGCAGAUCCAGUCCCUCCAGGUGGAAUUGCAUUCUGCGUUGGAGGCCCUCAAAAAGGCUGAAGAGAAAACAGCCGAGACGGCAAAGCAUACCUCGUCCUUAGAAGAUGAGUUGUCUCGGACUCGCAAUGUUCUCCAGGAGGCUGAUGAGAGGGCAGCUACCUUGGAGGUUCGCUGUAGAGAAGUGCUAGAGCAGCUGUCCUCUAUGACAGAGGCUCUCAAGGAGAGAGAUGAGGCCGUUAGCCAGAAAGCUGAAGUCCAGCGCCAAUUUGAUGCCUUAAAGGCUGAUCUCGAAGGACUUCAGACUCAUCUGGAGGAAGUAAAGGCUCAGAGAGAGAUGGCCUUAGCUCGGGUGCAGACUUCAUAUGUUUAUUCAGAAGCUCUAAAUUAA
This is a messenger RNA of Manihot esculenta (cassava), 1125 nucleotides long. RefSeq lists its product as uncharacterized. The record is from RefSeq and is a predicted model, not a curated record. The transcript has 4 exons. The coding region runs from base 1 to 1125 and encodes 374 amino acids. Lineage: Eukaryota; Viridiplantae; Streptophyta; Magnoliopsida; Malpighiales; Euphorbiaceae.